AUGCGCCGCCACCGGCGUGUUGUCGCGAGACUGCGGCGCGACGGCCGCGCUACAUGUCACGGUGCGGCGAGCGCUGAGCGCUUGGUCACCGACUCGCAGUGGCGACGCCGUCCUACUGUCUGCUGGCGGCCGGGACUGCGUUGCACCGCCCCGCUGCACCGCCCGCCCCCCACCGACCCACCACCCCCCCACUGCCCCCCACCGCCCCGCCCCGAACAAUUUUCCGCAUCGGGUGGGAAAAAUCGAUUGUGCAGCGAGCCCCGAAUAAUUUCGGCAAGACGCACGGCGCCCUUGCGUCGCCCUGCCAGCGUCGAGCGGUCAAGCGCAGCGCUACCACCGCGAGAGCACCUCAACUUUAUCACAACAAUGGCACUUGCUCUACUUUUUCAUAUAUUUUUU
Molecule: messenger RNA, 399 nt
Organism: Brenthis ino (lesser marbled fritillary)
Lineage: Eukaryota; Metazoa; Arthropoda; Insecta; Lepidoptera; Nymphalidae
Source: the annotation of a GenBank genome assembly